Messenger RNA from Cooperia oncophora, 426 nucleotides. The record is from the annotation of a GenBank genome assembly. Lineage: Eukaryota; Metazoa; Nematoda; Chromadorea; Rhabditida; Trichostrongylidae.
AUGGAGAUGUCGUGUCCUCGCGGAAUGGUCAAGGCAGCGCGGGUGCCACCAGCCGUGCCACCCCGACUCACGAUGGAUGUUACAACGCCUACGGACGAAGGAUGGAUACUGGAGGACAAGUCAGUGAUCGGUUGGGCAAGUGGAGCUUAUCAAGAGUGGGAUUUGAAAUGGACAUCGAAUCUAUGGUUAGCCGCCGCCGUUAUGCCGAUCACUCUUGGGACUCCAAUGAAGACAGUGAUGCUCCAAUGUCGAAGCGUGUUCGCUGUGAAGACGAGCUGGUCAUUACAAAAGAUGGGUAAGUCAUGCGUUUACUAUCGAAUUCGUGGGAAGCCGAGAUUGUUUAAAGGUAUUGGCUACAGAAAUAGCGUUGACGAGGAUUUCUUUUACGCAAGUCAGAUGCCAUCAGGUCAUUUGUGGACACUUUAG